Talpa occidentalis (Iberian mole) is the source of this 1162-nucleotide messenger RNA. RefSeq names its product testis expressed 48 (gene TEX48). NCBI's taxonomy places the organism in Eukaryota, Metazoa, Chordata, Mammalia, Eulipotyphla, Talpidae. Bases 123 to 896 code for a protein of 257 amino acids. The transcript is spliced from 8 exons. The record is from RefSeq and is a predicted model, not a curated record.
AGGUUUUUUGAAACACUUUGUGAAUCUCAUUUGCAGCCAGAAUUGAGAACCUUCAGGAUUACCACUUAAAAUGCUUUCUGUCAAAGGAAGAAACCAAGAUGUGAAAUACGAUCACCCAGCUGAUGUUAAGAGAAAGUAGAUCAGGUCUCUGCGUCCAGAGCUGGUCCACACUGCCUCCUUCUAGCCCAACCCUGAGACAUAUUCACCAGAGGCGCCAGGACGUUUCCAGUGCCCUAGAGGACAGCUUGACAGGCAGCAUGGCAUCAUGGAUAGAGGGCAGCACCACUAGAGAAGGGUUCAGCAAAUCCCCUGCAUCCUUCCUGCCUCUGCCCCCAACAUUCCCUGGCUCCCAGCUCUGUGACAUCACAGACAACCUCCUCUCUGCUCUGCCAGCUGCAGGGGAAGUGGGCUCAUAUUCAAGAUCGGCAGAUUCAACAAGGCCCCCUGCAGGCAAACCUGGCAGACUAGGACUUCAACUCCUUCCCAUGGCCCACAAAAGCCUGGCCUCAAAGAUCUUCUGCUUGUGCUGCAGAGACUGUAAGGAGCCCCGAGAUAUGGAUGAUUCCAACACCUCCAGUCAAACCCAAGAACACCAGACACUGACCGGUUUGCAGCUUCAGAAGAAUGAACGCGGCAGACAGAAUCCCAAGCUCGCCAACACAGGAAAACCCAUAAUCUAUGCAGAAGAGGACUCCUUCAGCAGCAGCUACGAGUUUGAGCAAUCCAUGAGAAGAACAUGCCCCAGUGGACCUACUAUUCCAAGAAGGCAACCAAAACAUGGCGUCAAAGAUCCUCUGUUGUUGCUGCUGCAAGGACAGCAAUGGGUCAUCUACGAUCUCUUCUUACUCCCAAGAACCGAGAGCAUGUCCAGAGCGUCAUCCACGGUCUUUGAGUAGGUUCCAGAUAUUUGAACAGAGAUUUUCGCACAUAUUUUUUUAAGAAGAGACAGCUACAGCACUCUCCCAAUUGGGCGAUGAAGGCCUGCCCUCAUGGGAGGCCCUGAGCCUUCUAGGGGCAGCCCUCACGCACGUGUCUGAGGCUGCACAGCUGCCAGCGUGGCACUAGGAGGGUAGGGCGGUGAGCCCAAGCCAUGAGGACUGAUUCGGAAACUCCCCCCAGGAGGAGAAGAUGUCUGAGCCAUCCCUGUGCCUCCAGCAAGUCA